This is a messenger RNA of Prunus mume (Japanese apricot), 1960 nucleotides long. The record is from RefSeq and is a predicted model, not a curated record. Lineage: Eukaryota; Viridiplantae; Streptophyta; Magnoliopsida; Rosales; Rosaceae.
AGUUAUCAUUCACAAAUAACCCUUUGAUCUCAGUGAUUAAGAGUUUGCUCAAAAUGGCCAAUCUUUGGCCAAGCCUGGUUUUUGCCUUGGCUAUAUGCUUCAUAGCCACCAAUGUAGCAGCUAGUGAUGACAAGCCUUAUGCUUAUUCAUCUCCUCCACCACCAGAUUACUACAAGUCAUCCCCGCCAUGGUAUCACCACCACAAAACUCCACCGUAUCACUACAAAUCACCACCACCACCUUCACCAUCACCUCCUCCUCCAUAUGUUUACAAGUCACCUCCACCUCCCUCUCCAUCACCACCCCCUCCUUACAUUUAUAAGUCCCCUCCUCCACCAUCUCCAUCACCUCCCCCUCCUUACGUCUACAAGUCACCGCCACCUCCUUCUCCAUCACCACCCCCUCCUUACAUUUAUAAAUCACCACCACCACCCUCACCAUCACCUCCACCACCAUACAUGUACAAGUCACCACCACCUCCAUCUCCUUCACCUCCUCCACCUUAUGUCUACAAGUCACCACCACCACCUUCACCAUCUCCACCUCCUCGUUACGUUUACAAAUCACCACCACCACCCUCACCAUCUCCUCCUCCACCAUACAUUUACAAGUCACCACCUCCUCCAUCUCCAUCACCCCCACCUCCCUAUGUUUACAAAUCACCACCACCCCCAUCUCCAUCACCUCCCCCUCCUUAUGUCUACAAGUCACCACCACCACCUUCUCCAUCCCCACCUCCUCCUUACAUUUAUAAAUCACCACCACCACCCUCACCAUCACCUCCCCCACCAUAUAUUUACAAGUCACCUCCUCCUCCUUCCCCAUCCCCCCCCCCUCCUUACAUUUAUAAAUCACCACCACCACCCUCACCAUCACCUCCCCCACCAUAUAUUUACAAGUCACCUCCUCCUCCUUCCCCAUCCCCCCCCCCUCCUUACAUUUAUAAAUCACCACCACCACCCUCACCAUCACCUCCCCCACCAUAUAUUUACAAGUCACCUCCUCCUCCUUCCCCAUCCCCCCCCCCUCCUUACAUUUAUAAAUCACCACCACCACCCUCACCAUCACCUCCCCCACCAUAUAUUUACAAGUCACCUCCUCCUCCUUCCCCAUCCCCCCCCCCUCCUUACAUUUAUAAAUCACCACCACCACCCUCACCAUCACCUCCCCCACCAUAUAUUUACAAGUCACCUCCUCCUCCUUCCCCAUCCCCACCCCCUCCUUACAUUUAUAAAUCACCACCACCUCCCUCACCGUCACCUCCUCCACCAUAUGUGUACAAGUCACCUCCUCCUCCAUCACCAUCACCUCCUCCACCUUACAUCUACAAGUCACCACCACCACCAUCUCCAUCACCUCCUCCUCCGUACGUAUAUAAAUCACCACCCCCACCUUCUCCAUCACCCCCACCUCCAUACGUUUACAAGUCACCACCACCCCCAUCUCCAUCACCACCUCCUCCAUAUGUUUACAAGUCACCACCACCACCAUCUCCAUCACCACCACCUCCAUAUGUUUACAAGUCACCACCACCUCCAUCCCCAUCCCCACCUCCUCCUUAUGUCUACAAGUCACCGCCUCCACCAUCUCCUUCACCUCCCAAACCUUAUGAUUACGCGUCUCCUCCACCACCCACUCCUUACUAAACAAGUUGAAUUUCUCUUCUCUUCAUGUUAUAGAUUGGUAAAACAAAUCAUUGCUGCAAGAGAGAGUUUUAUCCUGGUGGCUUCUAUGAAUCUGAUCAAAAUGCGCCCUGAAAACUGCUUGAGAUUAAGAGGCUUAGCAUGGACGUUGUCUUAGCAGCUUUCAUGCAACUUAUUAUAUGGUUUAAUUAUUUAAUUUUGUUGUCAUACUCAUACACGAGAUAUGUUACUUGUGAUUUCUUUAUGUGGGCCAUUUUUGGUUACAUACGCUGAAAUUUGUUGUAUCAAUUGAAUAAACAUCUGUUCAUUCAGUAUAA